AUUCUCCGAGUUCAGAAGAAGACGAAAGACAACCAUGUACACCUUCAGUGUCCUGUUACUCGCCAUUGUAUUGGUCGUCGCAAAGCCCAGACCACCUGCUGGCCACGAGCGCAAGCGCCAAGUGACACGAUGCGCCCCACAAGUGUUCACGAACACUAGCGGGUUUAUACAGACUCCCAACUACCCGGAAGACUACCAGAACAACAUGGACUGUCUGUACACCAUCCAGCCUACAGGAUUGUCGACUUUCUCCGUUGAUUUCUACGCUUGCAACUGUGAUAUAGAGUCCUCUAGGGAUAGAAGCUGCCCAUAUGAUUACUUUGAGUUGGCAGGGGGUCGUUACUGCGGAGUAUUCGACGGUUUGUCGGGCACAGUUCCUUCAUCUGGUGGGAAGGUCGACCUAAGGUUUGUGUCCGACUUCAGUGUAACCAGGCCUGGCUGUAACAUUGCCUACUCCGUGUCUGGCAGCGGCAGCGGAAAUCUUAACGCUACGUGCCCUCCGAAACCCACGCCUGACUUCUUCUGGGGAAACUUCACCGUGGUACCUUGAUCUUGACCCCGACUUAAACAGUACGCGUUUUUGCAAGAAUGUGAAAGAGCACUGGAAUCAUCUGCUGCCAGAAGAAGAGCAUGUAUCUACGCCUACGAGGGUGAAAUUAUAGAUAAAUAUGAAAACAAAGUCAAUAAAUCAUAGUAGAUAGAAGCAUA
Molecule: messenger RNA, 708 nt
Organism: Liolophura sinensis
Lineage: Eukaryota; Metazoa; Mollusca; Polyplacophora; Chitonida; Chitonidae
Product: neuropilin-1-like
Exons: 5
Coding region: 35-550 (171 amino acids)
Molecular function (GO): serine-type endopeptidase activity
Source: RefSeq, a predicted model, not a curated record